GUCAACGAGUUUAUUUGUCAUAUUAAUGGAAAGUAAAAUGGUGUAAGUUGCUAUUGUUUAUUAAGUUUUUGUUUUUAGCAUACAAAACAGCCAAUUUUGGCGUUUUGAUUAUCUUCAUUUAAUCGGAUACUAGGAUGCAUUUCUAAUUUCAAGACAUAAACGUUCAGGUAAAAACAACAAAUUUAAAGGGCAAUCAUGUAACUAUGAAUCUGGCAAAGAAGUUUUCUUUUGCAUAAUGACCGGUACCUGUAGGAUCUGUUGAAAAAGGUAGUUCUCUCGUUUAGCGCUAUUCGAUAUGGAUAUCACAAAUAUAUAACAUACGUCGCAUGAAAAAUGACGUCAGUUGAACAACCGUUAACAACCCGCGAGGUGGCAUCAGGUGCUUCUAACACGGCGGAUGAAUACACUGACCGCAUAAAUAUCAACACAACAACAUCUGCAAAUGACAUACAUGAUGCUGACGCUUCAAAUGAUGAUACAGGAAGAGGAGAAAGCAGGCAGGAAAAUAGCAGACAAAACGACAGGGAUCCAAACAAGGGUGGUACACAAGUAAAUAGUGCACGGGAAAGAGAAUCUGCGAGCAAACAAACGAAUCGAGACGAAGCGACACCGGCAUCUCAACGAGCAGUACGUGCACCUCCUGAAGGACGUGAUAAAACUCCAUUGCCUGAGAUAACUACAAAUAGAGAGGAAGACAAAAAAUCACCGCUAGAUGGCCCUGAGGCCAGUGACGAAGAUGAUGGAGGAUGGGGAACUAAGAGGACUAAUCAGUCUCAAUCAAAACCUGUCAAGGCGCCCGGUAAAGCUCCUGCAUCCCGUCGGCCACAGAGAGCUAUACUUCAAGGAACAUCCCGCACCACAACCAAUGUGAAGGCAUUGCCACAACCCAUGUCUAAUAAUCUAGUCAUCCGGAACGGGAGAGUACCUGCAGCUUGGCAACAGACAACCCUUUUCAAGAAUGUGAGGCAGUCGAAAAUAUCACCAAGACCGGGCGGGGGAGCCCAGCGGUCUGGACGACUACCAGCGUUGUCAGGGAAAAAGCCGCCUGGUUCCCCGGCGAAACCACUUGUUCAGACGACAUUUAGAGUUGAAGAAAUGAUUACUAAACGACCCAAUGCAAAUACAAAGAAAACCAAGCCAAAGCUGGCUAAAAGUGAGACAAACUAUAUCCGGCUGGCAAAGAUAGUUGCUCGAGUGGGUUCUGACCUGUUACGUCUGGCCUUCUACAAUUACCUUGAGAGGCAACAGCCUCCCAAGAAGCUCCACCAGUUCCUAGCAGCUAACAGAAGAAGACUAAAGAGUUUUGCAGGAAACUACAAGCUUAUUACAAGAAGAUGGGAUAUCAUGUACCCAGACGAUGACGAAACGAAAGCUAACCUAGAGCAGUUAGACUCAGCUUUGAUCUUCUGGUUCCUUCGUUUUAUCUGUCAUCUCAAGCGCCCAAACGACUUUAUUUGGAAACGGAAACCACUCUCGGAUGAUCUCAGUGAAACAGCAGAUAUCGCGAGAAUACGAGAUUACAGGAACUUCCUCAUCAACCUGUCAUCACCUGCCCUAUAUGAUGAUGAGUACGAGAGGAAAAUGAAAGAGUUUAAAGAGCUGACGUUAAGAAUAUGUGGAGAAAGACAGGGUGAAGAGAUGCUUAAGAUCAUUGAUGACAUGAAAACGACAGUUGUUAGAUACUCUGAAAGGGAGCAGUACCUUGAUGUGCUGAAUCAGUGGGCUGACGAGACAGGGGAUCGACAAAUAGCUCCUGCUAAGCAGUCAGGGGAGACAAUCAAAGAGAGGAAAGAAAUGACGACUCGUUUCCUUAAAACACAUCGGAAUCCCAAAGUGUUUGUGAGGACGAAGAUUUUCCAAAAAGCUCAAGAGAAAUUAAUGAAGAAAGGAUUUGUUAUUCUAAAAGGGAAUAUAGGGGACGGUAAAACCACUACUGCGAUAGGAUUGAUGGUUGCAAACUUUGACGAGGAUGAAUGUUUGUUAAUUACGAACCCUGACCAAUGGCAGUAUAUAGAACCUCGGACUGUUAGCGCCCUCUUGCUGGAUGAUAUAUUCGGCAGUGGAUCUCUAGAUGAGAAGUUGCUCAGUAAAUGGGAGUCUAAAUUUGAACAGAUAUAUGGGAGUUGUAUGGACACUAACGAAAGCACAGGGGUUCGAGUCAUUAUCACAAUACGACAGAAUAUAUUGGAUCAGUGCUACUCGAAGUUGAAGCAAUACAAGCUGUUUGCCAAGGACAAUUUUGUGGACUGUGGUUCAGACGAGCUUCCUAUAACGGAGCGACGUCUCAUAUUAGGAAGACAUUUACUGGCAGAAGAUCAAAUGGUUGCCAAGUCAGAAGUAGAUAAGGCUGCAAAAGUACACAACUCGAAGCUUGGAUUCCCUCAGUGUUGCGCAUUGUUUGUGAAAAAAGAAUCAUUCUUGAUCAUAGGGUCUCAGUUCUUUGAGCGGCCUAUCGAGUUAUUGUUUGAGCAGCUGGACAGAAUGUAUGAUGGAGACAAAUAUGGGUACCUAGCAUUAGUGGUGUUGAUGUUCCAGAAAGACGGAAUAUUGUUUGUUAAGCAACUUGAAGAAUUCACAGAAGGAGCGUUCAAGACAAAGGUUUUGGACCUGGCCUUUUUGUGUAGGGUACCUGUAUCCGAUCACUUGAACAAGUUCACUCUCAAUGCCCUAGAGAAUCAAGUACGGCCGUAUGUCAAUUUCUAUAAAGAUAGAAAAUGUUACACGUUUUCGCACGAAAGCAUUACUGAAGCAGUCAUGGCGUCGUUCGGUGAAAGACAUCCACAGGAAGUGUUAGAAGCACAGUGA
Mercenaria mercenaria is the source of this 2805-nucleotide messenger RNA. RefSeq lists its product as uncharacterized. Lineage: Eukaryota; Metazoa; Mollusca; Bivalvia; Venerida; Veneridae. The record is from RefSeq and is a predicted model, not a curated record. Bases 334 to 2805 code for a protein of 823 amino acids. The transcript is spliced from 16 exons.